CAAGCAUUGAACAUGAACUGCACAAGAGGAAAAGGACUCCAUUUUGGACUACCAGAGUAGCAGGGGCUUCAGCUCCUUCACAGAAGCAGGAACACCAUCCCACCCUACCUAAGCAGUUGCAGCCAGGUACCAAGGGAAUAACAGCAACUACAAAAGAGGAAGAGGCAAGUCAAAAAUGUAGUCUUACACCUUUCGAAGUUCAGUGACAGGAUGGGACAAGUAUCCUGAAGUACAUUUUUUUUUUAUUUUUCAUCUGGAUGGGGGCCUCUAAACAUCUCUCUCUCAUGGCUGACCAUGAGACUUGGCCAAGCAGUAAAUCUGGCAUAAGAGGAUUCUGUCUGUGCCAUCACCAAGUUCUGAACUCCUUUUCUAUCUGACCGGGUCUAUGCAGUUGUUGAACUCAGCAAGGUUUAAAGUGCCAGAAUGGAAUCAAUCAUGGAAGUAACGGAUGCAAGUUAUUCCAACACUCUUUUAUUGCAACUAAAUGAACAGCGCCUCAGAGGACUCUACUGUGACAUCACCAUUGUUGUAGAAGACAGAAAAUUUAAGGCCCACAGGAAUGUUCUAGCUGCCUCCAGCCCAUACUUCAAUGAGGUCUUUUCAGAGAAAACACCAUGGAUAAAAGACCAAGUCUUAGAGCUUUCUGACAUCAAGGCAGACGUGUUUGCCAGCAUCCUUUGCUUUAUCUAUAACUCCAGAGUCAUGGUACACAGCCCAGCUGCAGGCAAGGAAAUUGCUUCUGUUGGAAAGCGACUAGGAAUCAUGUGUUUGGAAAACCUGGAAGAUGUCAACAAAGAACACACAGUAAUUAACACACAUAUAACAGGACAACCUUUAAGCUUUUGUUUGUCUGGUCUAGCUCAAAAUACUCAAGUAGACAAAGGAACGAAUAUAGAAACUCCAACCAACUACUGCAGAGAAGAUCCUGUAGAAGACAGUAGACCUAUAAGUACAGACUCCACUUUACCUGCUUUUCACUCUGGGUCCAUGUCACCAAUUGACCUCACAUCAUCAACAAGCAGGCAGCCAACUGGAUCAGAAAACUCAUCUCCUAUACCCCGUUUUCAGAGUCCUCCUAAUUUACAGCCAGAACCACCAAUGAUUCCUUCUGAUGCCUUCACUUCUAUUGCCACAGUGAUUCGAGAACAAAACCAGCUUCCUGUAGUGAGUUUUGCUGAAAGCUUACUCAAUGUAUGCAGUGCAAACCCAGAAAUAGGGCCACCAACUUUAUCUGCUGAUGCAGAGAUUACAACUACUGAGACAGCAAAAAUUCUGUAUACCUUAAGUAAUGCUGGGUCCAUUAGAUCGAUUGAUUCCAGCACUGACCCUACUGAAGACAGUAGUACUUCCCUUGCAGUAGCAGGCAACAGCUUAAACUGGGACCAGAAUAUUACAGAGGAGCAUUCUUCUGUAGAUUUAGCAGCACCUGAACUUGACAUUGGCGAUCUCACAAAAGUGGCUUCCUCUACUGCAUUCCCAAAGGAUAUGCUUCGUUGUGCACUGUGUAACAGAUCUUUCAGCUCAUCUUCUGCUCUUGGUAUGCAUAUAAAGCUACACAAGUCAAGGAGAACCUUGUCCUGCAAGUACUGUAACAAGACAUUUAUUCACAUCAAACGAUUACAGACACAUGAGGUUUUAUGCAGACAUACAGGCAGGGUUCCAGCUGAUGGCAAAAGAGCUGCAAACUCUAAGGACCAAGGCACUCCUGACAUGGUGCAAGAAGCUUCUCUCCAUUCCCAGCAACCAGUGAAACAUAUGGUUUCAAAACGGGGGCAUUCAAAUAUCUUCUUUCGGCAUAGAAACUUACAGAAUGCGAGUUUGUUACCUGAAGAAGACCAUUUUGUCAAGGUUGUAGAUGGCCACAUAAUUUACUUCUGCAAUGUCUGUGAGAGAUCUUAUAUGACCCUUUCCAGUCUUAAGCGUCACUCUAAUGUCCAUUCCUGGCGAAGAAAAUACCCCUGUCAUUACUGUGACAAGGUCUUUGCUCUGGCAGAAUAUAGAACAAAGCAUGAAGUAUGGCAUACAGGUGAACGGCGGUACCAGUGCAUUUUCUGUUGGGAAACCUUUGUGACUUACUAUAACUUAAAGACCCAUCAGAAAACUUUUCAUGGAAUCAAUCCUGGAUUGAUCUGUAGUGAGAAGACACCCAAUGGAGGCUACAAACCAAAACUGAAUGCAAUCAAACUGUACAGACUUUUGCCAAUGAGAUCUCAGAAACGACCAUAUAAAACAUAUAGUCAGUCAGUUUCAGACAAUGUCUUGCUUCCUUCCCAGAACAUUGAUCUUUCUUUAACUGCCAGUGAGUCUUUAGAUGGUGGUCUGUUACCAUCCAUGACUGUUGACAGCUUAACAUCAGCUGACUUAAUAUGUAAAACCAGCCAGACUGCAGGUUUCUUAUUAAACACAGAUCUGGAGUCCACAGAACAGGACACUUUAUCAAUGAAAGAGCAUGUAGAAGCAACUGCAAUAGAGACAUCACCUUCAUCUGAGAUGAACUUCAGUAACAAUGAGCAAAUGUCAUUCGGUGAACCAAGUAUGGGAAGAGAAGCCCAAACUCAAGCCCACUCUCAGAGGGAAAAUAGUAGCUUACCAUCUAACAUUUCAGCUCAUUGUCCAAAUGAUACCUCAGAGAACACUGCCGCCACUGUUAUUGCAUAUGGCCACCCUAGUUCCUCAGUCAUAGUUCAUAAUAUAGCUGCUUCUUCUUCUUCUGUAAUAUCACAUAAUAAUCAGUCUCCCUCUGUCAUCACAUUCAACAGCAAAUCUUUAAAAACACAGGAACUGCCUGCAGAAACCCAGGAAGAGAUAUCUACAUCAGUGACUGAGCUAGCAAGUCGACCCAAAAAUAGACGAGCUUCAAAACGCCACCAUAAGACGCAGCAAAAGUGCACUAAUGCAACAACUACUGCUAGACAAAGUUUGGGGGAUCACAGAAAUGAAACUAGGGGUCAUAGAAAAUCAAAAUCACGGAUGCUGCGGGGUAAAACCAUGACAUAUGUGGCGAAACCUGCAUGUGUGGGAACUGCAUCAGGAAGCAGGAGUGCUCCACUCUGCCAGAUUACAGUUCGGAUUGGUGAAGAAGCAAUUGUUAAGAGAAGGAUCUCAGAAACAGACCUGAUGAGAGACAAAAGCCCAAGCAGAAAAAUUAGGAAGGCAGAAAACAGGCACCAGUGUAAUGGAGUAAAGGGCCAUCGAUUAAGGAAGCACUCAAGAAGAAAUGGAAAAAAAAUAGACACUACAACUAUGAAUGAGACCUGUGAUGAUGAUGAUAGUGACCGUGAUAUAGAAGAUCAGCUGUGGCGUCCAUACUACACUUACAAACCCAAAAGAAAAGUGUGCAGUGUUGAAAAAGUAAAGCGAUCACGGUGGAGGUGCAAACUGAGAUAUAAACGCUCUUUAAGAUGGAAAAAACGUGAUGACAAAACAGCUCAUGAGUCCACCAGUGAAACCUGUAAUUCAUUUUUAAAACAACACAUGAAUGGGAAGCAAGAUAAAUCAAGUAAUGAUGCAACAGACCAAAAGAAUGAAUUGGUUGUCAGCUGCAAAAUCUGUUCCGAGGCUUUCUUUGAUAGAACUUCCCUGAGAAAACAUCAGAGAUGCCAUACACUGGAAAAGAAAUUCCAAUGUGCAAUAUGUGGCAAAAAAUUUUCAACAGUUAAAAAGCUGCAGAAGCAUGAGCUUAUGCAUGGCACUAUUCCUCAGUUUGCAUGUGAACACUGCAAGCAGGAAUUCAGUACAAGUGAGUUACUGGAGGAGCAUAAAAAACAACACAAUACCAAGACAAAUGAAUCUGUCCUAAAAAGUUUCAAGGAACUCAGCACACAAGUUGUUCCCAGUAAAACAGGACGGGUUGGAAGGAAACCUUCUGUGCGAUAUACCUGUUUAAUCUGCUCCAAAGUGUGCAAAACAGCAGCUGCCCUGGGAAGACACAUGAAGAGGCAUGAAACAAAGGAACAAGAUGAUGAAACAUGUCUUGAACCACCAGCCCAACAAAGUGAAGAGACAGUGUCAGAAUUGAGCACAGUCCAAGCUACACCGACCACAGUUAUCACCUUCUCCAAAUCCUCAGAAAAUACUGACAUAAGCCCUAGACACCAGCUCAACUGUUUUGAGCUUAGCUGCAGUGCCACUGUCAAAGGCACUACUUCUGAACAAAAAACAGAGGAAAAUUCACAAGAGAUGCAAGUCUCGUCUUCCAGUAGCGAACAUAUGUCCUCUUCAGCAGCAGAUGCAGAGGAUGAGAAAUGCCUCUGUCUGCCAAUAGAAAGUAGUAAUAAUGCACAUGUGCAUAGUCAGGAAGAUAUGAUUACUAAGGAAGACCAGGUGCCAGGCCCUACAAAAGAGCAGGAUAUCAUGUCAGAAGCAACUGCCUUAAGCCAGGCUAGUAACAAAGACUUCAGCACACAAGAUGUAAGUGAGCAAUCUGGAGACACAGAAAGUCAAGAAUGUCAGCAGGUAGAAGAACAGCCGGUGUAUUCAGAUAAACCCUCUUCUAGGCCAGAUGAGCAGAUGGCACUAUCCUAUGUCAUCAGUGAAGCACAAGUACUCCAACAGGAAGUGAUCCUGCAAGCAGCAGAAAAAAUCCCAGCAAGGGGUCUGAUACCAUCACCCUGUGCUGACAGUAUCAUCAGUCAGAGACCUCCAAUAUUUCAGGAAGUGAAUGGCAACCCCAUGCAGGAAGUUAAAGGAUAUGAAGCAGACAUGAUGACUGUACAAGAAACUGCAGUAUCACCUGCAGGGGAGAUUGUCACACAAGAAGGAACUUCACUGCCUCAUGCAGCAGAUCACUCUGCAGCUGAAGCCUGUAUGAUGCCACACAGCGACAAAACUCUUCCUACUCUUGAACUUAUAACAUCACCAGCAAAUAGACAGAAUGACCCUAUUCCUAAGGAGGAAGAAGAAAUAUUACCAGUAGAGCCUGAGCUCUUCAUGCCAGAAAUCAAGCGGUCAGAAAGUGCUGAAAGCAUUCCUGAACUGCAGCAUGCAAUGGCACACAUGCCUGAAACUGCACAGAGCUUUCCUGCACAGAUGAUGAUGCUACAGCAUGCAAGAGAAGCUUCACCUAAUACUGCACAUAUGUUUAUGGUACAUCAUGCCAUAGAUGCCUUUCAGCAUAUCCCUUCACAAAAGGUGAUGAUGCCACAUUCAAUGGAAGGUCAGCAGGCCAUGGUUGCGCAUAAACUGGUAACAAAACAAACAGCUGAAGCUCAGCAUAGUACAACUACCCAUAAACUGCUGAUGAAUAUUACAACAGAAAAUCAACAUGGAGGCAACACAAAUAAACUGAUGAUGCCAUUCAGUGGAGAACAGCAGACUGCAACACCACAAAAGAGACUUAUGACACACCAUAUGACAGAAAACCAAGAGGACACCAACACUUCUAAAUUAAUGAUGCACCCCAUGACUCAAAGGUUUCCCCAGAAAGACUCUGUGAUGCCUCCCAGUGGUAAAGGUAUUGGGGCUAACAUAUCACCCAAGCUACUGCUGACAAAACAUUCUGAUUUGCAGAAGACCUGCAUGCAAGAGCCUUGUGUGGAGACACCUUACAUGAUCCAGGAAUACCCCCUCCCACUUAUUGCUCCUGCUAGCUGUAGAUCCAAUAAAGAGGCAGGUAAAGUACUAGCCUCAUACCCUGGUGUUAUCCCCUUUGGUAGCGUUAACACAGUCAGUGGUGAAGACCUCAAUAAAGUUGCUUUCUAUCCAGAGCCCUACCCACUCAUCUAUGGGCACCAACUCUUGGCUUAUCCGUACAACUUUGGCAACCUAGCUGCUUUGCCAGUGGCAUUAAACAUGGUCAUCCCUGAAGAGAAGGGCCAACAUCUUCCCUUCCUGCCCAGUAUGUUUGGAUACAUUAACCAGUGUGGAGGAGGUGAGAUGCCUGAGGGCCCCAUUGUUAUAAAUCGGAACAGCAGCAUGGGUCAGGCAGAAGGCACAAACCAGGAACGUCUGAAGAAAGGAAAUAUGCUUUGAGUUAAAGACUGUCUGACCUAUGGCUGGGAGCAAGUCAUGAUUUCAUUUGUCUGGCAGGUAGCUGUUUGAAUGACAGUUUGGCAGGAUUUAAGCAUAAAACUGUCAGGUGAACAUUCCUGAUUCUAAACAGACUACUAGAGAAUGUGCCAGCUCUAGAAAGCUACUGACAUACCACACACACACACACACACACACACACACACACACACACACACACACACACACACACACACACACAGUUGUGAUCUUUCUCUUUAUUCCUUAAAGGAACUUCUUGCAGAUAAGCUACUCAUAUCAAGAAGAAAGAAUAUUUAUGCUUGUAUGUGCAAUCAUGAAGAAUUACUGAGACAUUCACGUCCUAUGUAUCACAAAGUUCUACAAUGGUGACAAAAGUCUCCCAUUAAUGUUUCUUGACUAUCCUAACACAAUUCCCAUUUUAUGUCUUCAUUUAGAGAAAAUGUUAGUCAAAGGUUUUUAAUUUUCUACUAGCAGCCUCUUUUGUAUUUGGAAUAUUGGAUAUUACUGUUCCGUCUUCCUUCUUUGGAUCAAAGGAGACACCAGUAAUAGGUCUCUACUCAGUUUUAGCCACUGUCACAAAACUGAAGUGUGAUCCUUUUUAUGGUUGCAUUGUAAACUGCAAGUCUGGACUGACGUACCAUCUACAGUUGUUGCACUGAUUACUAAUUGAAUGAAAUGUGGCGUCAAGCUGCAUUUUGGGGGCAGGGGGUAAAGCACCUUACUGAAGAAUUUUUUUCAUAAAUAUGAAAGCCUACUCCUUUGAUAUGAUGCUGUCAUUGUAUCAGUUCAUUAGAAUAGACCCAAAGAAUGUCAUGCAAUGGUAUUGCCUGUCUGUAAGUCAGUAAUUGCCUCAAGUGGCUAUUUCGUGAUUCUGGUGACAUUACCAGAGUUAAGUACAAAAUCAGCCAAAGCAAAAGAAUGAAUCCACAAAAGCUGAAGGACGCAAGUCAGUUAUUACUGAAACAGUACUAUAAACAUGAAUGCUUUUCGUAUUAUUUAGCUUCAUCCUCACUUUUUGUUAUGUUACCAGGUAGGUUAUAGAAAUUACAUAAUAGUUCUGUCUCCAUUUCAGUGAGCAUUUCUUCAUAAUACUUUUCAGUCAACAUCCAUUACCUCACUCCUUCAAUCUCCUUCCUAGAUUAUGACUGUUAAGAUACUCAGACACUGACAGUAGGAAUGAUGUUUUUAGGUUGAAGCACUUUAGUUUAGUAUUGGAAAAGGUACUGGUUUAACACACAGAAAAGCAAAAAUUGAAUGUUUCUGGCACAGGAUGCCAGCCUUAUAUUUUGGUUAGAAUCUUUUUCAGAAGGGACACUGUGUCUGAUACAUUGUUUCAUAGUGGUCAGCUACUGCAUCCUGUCUGUCUUACUCUGCUGUUCUCAGGCAACUCCCAAAGAAUCUGAAUGAUUUUGAUGAGGUGGAGUUUAUAUAUACACACACACACACACACACACACAC
Molecule: messenger RNA, 7446 nt
Organism: Protopterus annectens (West African lungfish)
Lineage: Eukaryota; Metazoa; Chordata; Ceratodontiformes; Protopteridae
Product: zinc finger and BTB domain-containing protein 38-like
Exons: 4
Coding region: 424-5970 (1848 amino acids)
Molecular function (GO): protein binding
Source: RefSeq, a predicted model, not a curated record